UGUUGUAUUAAAAAAUUAGUCCGAACAAUUAUACAAUGCCUUCUCGAGGUUCUUACCAAAUUUCGAAUAUAGAAGAAGGAAAAGUGGCUCAACGGGACCAAUCUUUUCGUAGUUGUGUUGUAACGUUAUUAAUAUUUCUUUUUCUCUGCAUCAUUCUAAUUCUUGCUGCUUUGCCAUGGAAAUCGUACAAUUCUUACCGGCCUGAGCAGAAAGAUCAGCAUGUGGAAACGGCACAGCAUCAUCGUCAUCAUGAACUUGAGAGAACCAGCACCACUACUUCCGCGAACUCGAAGGAUUCAAAAGAAUUAGAAUUCACAUCGGAGAUAAAUAUAUCUUCGGAAAAUGUUGAUAUAAUUAACAUUAAUAGCACAGAUUGGAUUAUUAAUAUUAAUAAUUCAUCUGUACUCGAGACAUUUCGAAAUGAAGAAACUACUCCGGAAGUUCUAUCUUCUACUGACAAGCAAUUAUACGCAUCAAUUUCAACUGGAGAAAAAUAUUAUAAAACGAAGGGUAUCGUAGAUGAAAGUACUACAGGAACUACAGAUUUUACAGAAUUAAUCGAACGGUACGAAAAUACCACAGAUGGAAAUAUAACAGAAAUCAUUAUUUCUACGAGAUUAAAUGAAAAUGUUGUCGGAGAACAUAAAAAAGAUUCCACAGACCGAAGUACGACCGAAGCUGUUACAAAAUUCAGUCAAACUGAUACGAUAAAAUAUGAAGAGAAUACUACGGACAAAAGUAUUACAGAAGCUUCUAAUUAUACGGAAUUAAAAGAAAUUACUACGGAAGAAUAUAAUAAAAUAUAUAUAACGGAUAACAAUAGUACAGAAGUUCCUACUUCUACAAAUCAGAAUUGUAUCAACGUAACAGAUGAAUCCAAGAAUAAGACGAAUGAAGAAAAUAUUACAGUAUAUGCAUCAAUUUCAACUAGAGAAAAAUAUUAUGAAACGAAGGGUAUCGUAGAUGAAAGUACUACAGGAACCACAGAUUUUACAGAAUUAAUCGAACGGUACGAAAAUACCACAGAUGGAAAUAUAACAGAAAUCAUUAUUUCUACGAGAUUAAAUGAAAAUGUUGUCGGAGAACAUAAAAAAGAUUCCACAGACCGAAGUACGACAGAAGCUGUUACAAAAUUCAGUCAAACUGAUACGAUAAAAUAUGAAGAGGAUACUACGAACGAAAGUAUUACAGAUGAACCCAAUAAUAAGACGAAUGAAGAAAAUAUUACAGUAACUGAAUCUGUCAACGAGAAUUUACAAGAAAAAACUACGAAGUCGAGUAUGAAUGAUGAACCCAAUAAUAAGAUGAAUGAAGAAAGUAUUACAACAACUAAAUCUAUGAACGAGUAUUUACAAAAAACAACGACUGAGUCGAGUUUAGUGAAUGAACUAACAGAUAAUAUGAUUUCUGAUCUAUUGAAUAAUGAAGUGUGCGACACAGGCGAAUGUAAAAAUCAUGCUAGUAAAAUGUUAUUCUACAUGAAUCAUACGAUUGAUCCAUGCGAAGACUUUUACGAAUACGCUUGCGGUGGUUUUGAAGCCAAUCCUAGAACUGUUGAACAGAAUUUGGAAGAUGUAGCUCAUCAACGAAUUUUACGUCAAAUGCAAAAAGAAGAAGAGAAUAAGAAAAACCUGAAAGGAAAAAGUAGACCGUCUCUUUUCGCACAGUAUUAUCAAAGUUGCAUACACUACGAGCAGAUCAAUCGAACAGAAAGAAUUCAAAUGGUCAGAGAAGUAUUAGAUGGGAUAGGAAAGUUUUACACUAAUUCCAGUGAGUUUUUCGAGAAUCAUACAAGCUUUACGGAGUUGAUAGCUAAGCUAUUGUCGUACAACAGCGCAUUAUUGUUCGACGUCGCUCCGGAUCUCGACGAGUACCAGCCGAAACUGUUCACUAUUAGAAUAGGACCAACGAUACACGGCAGUCCUUUUAACACAGAUCCAUCGGAUGAUCCCUGCUACGAUGCAAGUAAAUUCGAAAUGGAAAGUAAGACGGUGUAUCUACAAGAUUUGUACGCGCAUUACAAAACGUGCAAGAACAAUACAAGUAGAUUUAUGAGCUCUGUAGCGGAAGCCUUAACUGCGCUUGGCAUAUUCGACAAUAUCCAGCAAAGGCAAUUAACUAUAAAUGUCAUUGAUAUAGUCAUAAUGAAAAAAUUCGUCGAGGCUCUUCCUACGAGGGAUAAGAUUCGAGAAGCGUAUUUAAUGAAAAAUUAUACGCUUCACUCGAUCAAGGAAUUAGAACGUGACUUCAAACCGGUAAAUUGGACUCAUCUAAUUCAUUAUACAACAAAUUACACAAUUAAUCCCGAUGCGAAAGUGCAAGUUUACUUUUAUGAAGUUUUGGCUGAGGGGUUGAAAAACUUGAAAGAAGACAAAGCAAUCGGACCGCAUUAUCCUAUGUUACUGUAUAACGCACUAUUAGGAUUGUACGCCCACGAUCUUUAUCACCAGUUCGUUCUAUCAAAAUAUCGAGAUAUCAGAAAAUACUGCCUUCGCAUAACAGCGAAUGUUUUAAUCGCAGAAGCUUCAAACUUGUAUAUCUCCUCGUUUUCGGAAGAUCGACUUGCGUACAUGAAUAGUACGAUACACGAUUUAUUUGAAGAUCUUAGGACAAGUCUAAAACAAAAGAUUGAGAGCGUAGAAUGGGUAACAGAAAAGCAACGUGAUGCACUAAUUACGAAAAUAAAUGAUCUCAAAGUUGUUACGCCUAAUGUUUCGUAUCUUACCGAUACGGAGUCAACGUAUAGGAAGUAUAAUGCAACCGAGGUAAAUCUAAAAAACAAUUACUUCGAGAAUUCAAUAAUUUUGAUGCAGAGGUAUCGAAAGCUAAUGUACGCAGAAUUUUCUCUAAAUCCCGGCUCUCCUGAGCACGUUUGGACACACUACGCAACGCCGUACCAGUCCAAAGGGCUCGCGAUUUAUGGACUAAAUCUCGUUAUAAUACCCUUUGGUGCAAUCGACUGGUCUAUUGAAUACAACGAACCCCAAUUUGAUUACAUAAAACUUGCUACGCUCGGUAACGUGAUAGCACACCAAAUUGCUCAUCACUUCGACGCAAACGGUAUCUAUUAUUGGAAUGGAACUCGCGAUGCCAAUAACACUUUGCUAAAUAACGACUCCACGAACACAAUCUUCGACGAUUAUAUUAAUGUACAGAGAAAUUAUCUGUAUUCAGAUUCAAUGAAUUCGACACUAGCAUCCACCGGGCAAACCAUAGUUUACGAGAUCCCACAAUUAACCCUAAAUGAACGUUUAUCCGAGAUAAUGGGAGUGAGAUUAGCCUACGAUACUUUGGAUCGAUUGAGAUCUCCCAAGGAAAUCGUCCUUCCAUGGCUUCAACUUAACGUGAAUCAGUUAUUCUAUCUCACCUAUGCUCAGAUGCAUUGUACGAAGUCACCACUUACGUCAUCGUAUAUAUCGCUGUACGAGAGCGAACAGCUACCGAGUCCGAUUCGCAUUUUUGUCACUGCAUCUAAUAUCAGACUCAUCGGUAAAGCUUGGAAUUGUUCGGAAGGUUCACGGAUAAUGCCGAGUUACUUUUGCAACGCAUUUCCCUACCUUCCGUGUACCGACUGAAUGAAGGAACG
Ceratina calcarata is the source of this 3586-nucleotide messenger RNA. RefSeq names its product endothelin-converting enzyme homolog. The transcript has 15 exons. Bases 36 to 3575 code for a protein of 1179 amino acids. Lineage: Eukaryota; Metazoa; Arthropoda; Insecta; Hymenoptera; Apidae. The record is from RefSeq and is a predicted model, not a curated record. Gene Ontology annotation, biological process: protein processing. Gene Ontology annotation, cellular component: plasma membrane. Gene Ontology annotation, molecular function: metalloendopeptidase activity.